Messenger RNA from Brassicogethes aeneus, 4001 nucleotides. Lineage: Eukaryota; Metazoa; Arthropoda; Insecta; Coleoptera; Nitidulidae. The record is from the annotation of a GenBank genome assembly.
AUGAGUCCAUCACACAAAAAGCGUUGCUGUAAUCCAUUUAAGUAUCCCAACCAUCCUAAUUCAACUCAACUCAGAAAGUUUUUACGUUUUCAUAGGCAUAAGUUUGAAAAUAUUCCCAAAGAUGCUUUGAUCUGUAAUUCAUGUCGAGUAAAAUUAACAAUCCAAGAAACUCCUGAAAAUGAAGAUUUAGGUUCAGAUUCAACUGAUUCAAAUGCGGAAGAAUUUAUUUCAUCAAAAUUAACAAAAUUAAAUUUAAACAUCGCCUUAAAUGCUUUAGGUGAAAAAGAAAUUGAUGAUAAAAAAGAUAAUAAAUAUCGUAUUUUAACUUCACUACCAUCAACUUUAAGCACAUGCAAUAUAACACGAACAUUCAAUUGCUCUAAGCAUAUGGUAAAUGUUGCCAAAAAAUUGCAAAAAGAAAAAGGCAUUCUAUCAGUACCCGGCGUCAAAAACGGACGAAAUCUUUCGAGUGAUAACAUAGAUUUAAUAACCCAAUAUUACCGAAACGACGAAAAUUCAAGGCAAUUGCCUGGGAUGAAGGAUUACGUGACUAUCAAAAAAGAUGAUGGAGCGAAAGAGAAAGUUCAAAAGAGACUUGUUUAUUGUAAUUUAAAAGAACUUUACCAAUCUUUUAAAUUAGAAUUCCCGAAUUGCCAAGUAGGUUUCUCUAAAUUUGCCGAACUUCGUCCCAACGAAUGUGUUCUGGCAGGAGCUAGCGGAACACAUACAGUUUGUGUGUGUAUCUUUCAUCAAAAUGUUAAACUUAUGAUCGAAGGCUCGGAUUUACAAAAUUUAACCAAAACUUGGGAAAUUCCAAUAAAAGGAAAAAGUUCGUACAAGGAGCUCUUUAAAUAUCUGCUAUGUCUAAAUCCGAUUAUCAAAUGUUACGAAGGUCAGUGUGCUUUAUGUCCCAGCAAUGAUAUUCUAAAAGAAAAACUAAUCGACGCAUUUAAUAAUGACUUAGUCGAGGAAGUGAAUUACAAACAAUGGAUAUCAACAGAUAGGUGCUCUCUGAAAACUUUGAACGAAACUAUUGAUGAAUUUGUUCCAUCUUUAAUAGAAAAAUUGACCAAACUACUUUUUCACGAUUUUAUCGCCACUAAACAUUCUUACUUGAGAGUACUUCGUUCUCUCCUACUGCCUCAAACUUUUUAUCUGUCUUCAGGCAUCUUCGGUCGCCUUUAUGACUCCCAAGAUGGAGGCGGGGUAAGCCACGGGCACCGAACGUCCCGCCACCGAUCGCCGACGACGAGUGCGUCUAGGACCGGGGGCGGCUCGACAUCGACCGCCCCCCUCGACAUGGACGACUCGAACGCGUCCAUGCUGGACGACAGCGUGCUGCUGCUGGCGUCCGCGUUGGCCAACGACUCGUCGACUACAGUCGGCGGCGGCACGGACCACGCCGAUCACUCGUCGUUCCUGUCGAACGGCAGUUCGGAGCAUGCGAAACACACGAACGAUGACGACUGCGACCGAGUCGACAACAAAACUGUUACGGUGCUCGAACAGCUCAGACACAAGAUGGUGCGCGUGCGGGACCUCAUGCGCACUGAACAGAAGCUAAGAGACGACAAUGUAAACGAAUACCUAAAAUUAGCCUCGAAUGCCGAUAAGCAACAAGUUCAACGGAUCAAAGCCGUGUUCGAAAAGAAGAACCAGAAAAGUGCACAAGUCAUUUCCCAGUUGCAAAAGAAGCUGGACUCGUAUCAAAAACGUGUCAACGAGCUGGAAACGCACGGGCUUACACAGAGCCACAGACCGCCCAGGGAGGUGCUCAGAGAUAUGGGACAGGGAUUAAAGAAUGUUGGUGGUAACAUCCGUGAUGGUAUCACAGGAUUCAGUGGAUCUGUAAUGUCAAAACCCAGGGAAUUUGCGCACCUAAUCAAAAAUAAAUUCGGAAGCGCGGACAAUAUUAGCCAACUGUCAACGUGGUACAUAGGGCCCGGAGCGACGGGAUCGGAGGGCAGCGGACAGAACGGCGGCAGCGACCAGGGCGAGAAGCACCAUCACCACCACGGAUCGGCGACGUUGCCGGCCACGCUGCACAUGGCGCCGUCGCAGAAUUCGAUGGGCAGGCAGCACCAGGCCACCAAGUUUCCCAGCGACGAAGGCAGCGAGUGCAGCAGCGACAGUAUCGACAGGUACCGACCGGCUGAAAGUGGGACCCAAGAUGCUCAAUUUAAAACCGUUUACAGUCAAUUACACAUUAAGCAACUAGAAAUAGACAGCCUUAAGGGAAAACUGGAAAACUUAAAAUCCAAACUGGAAAACAUGCAUACCUGCGAACACGAACUCAACCUUCUAAACGUCGCUCUACAAGAGGAAAAGUUUAGAAGGGAGUCGUUGGAAGAGCAGGUAAACGAUUUGACGGAACUUCACCAAAACGAAGUGGAAAAUUUGAAACAAGCAAUGGCGGACAUGGAAGAAAAGGUGCAAUACCAAAGUGAAGAACGGUUGCGAGACAUACACGAGAUGUUAGAACAUUGUCAGACUAAAAUUCAAAAAAUGGAACACCAAGCCCUUCAGCAGCAACAGUACGUUACGCUGGAAGGUCUGGACAAUUCGAACGCAAGAGCUUUGGUUGUCAAGCUCAUAAACGUCCUAUUGACUGUCCUGCAAGUAGUUUUAUUGUUAGUGGCCACCGGAGCGGGAAUCAUAAUGCCCUUUCUUCGGACAAGGGUUAGGAUUUUGACGACUGUGUCUAUAGUGUUAGCGUCUGUAUUUAUAUUGAGGCAGUGGCCGGAAGUAAAAGACAUCGGAUCGCACAUGAUGAAACGGCUCAAGGAUAUGCUGGAUCCGGUCCAAUAGCAUUUAUGGAACGGUCCUUCCUCCCGAAUUAGUGAAAAAACUCUCUAACGUUUGCAAAUAUCGAACGUUUGUGAACUAAAACAAAAAAGUUAAUAGGGAAUUGUUAUACUUAAACGUUGAGAUUUUAUGAGAUAUAAUUAAGAUAAUGGUGUCUUUAUAUUUUGCAAUGGUGGUCCAAAAUUUGGGAUUUUAUUUGGGAAAAUAUGAAAUUGACAAGGGUUUUAAGUCCAUGUAACAUAUCUUAUUUCAUAAAAAGAACCAUCUAAAUUUUAUACUUAAUUUCAUCUUGCUCAUGACACACUAUCCAACAAAAUGGAACUUUCGUCUUUUCAUUAUUUCAUAAUCUAGAUUAAUCCCAAAUCACCGUGCGAAAAAGUAAAAUCGCAAUAAUGAAUUAAAAUUAAAUGUUUGUAUUAUUUUCGGUUUUAGAUGUAAAAAUUAGUAGCAGUGGAACAAAAACUUGGUUCACAAAUCAAAAAAGUAUUUUGCAAACCCGAUUUGACUGAAAAACGUCAAUGGAUUGUGAUUUUAGUUAAAUUUUAGAUAGAUUUUAAGGAAUAUACCAAUUUUUUUUAAACAUUUCUAGGUCUAGUGCAUAGCACAUGCAUUUUUGUUUUAUUUGCAAUUCAAUGAAUGGGUGUAAAUAAAAUUUUCAGUGAAUAUUGUAGAAUUAUUAGUUUUACUUAAAUACUUGAAAAAUUCAUAGCAAUAUUUAUUUUACAAAAAAGGACUUGUAAUUGUAUAUACAGUUAAAUUAAUACUUUUAUUUUUCCAUAAUGGAAAAAAUAUUGUUCAAGUAAUGUCCAAAAUUAUUGGGCAUGUGUUAUUUUUAUUUUAUUUAGUAUGCCUACAAUAAUAUUAAAUUUAAUUAAUUUUGUAUUUGUUAUUUAAUGUGAAACUUAUUCUGCCAAAUUAUUGUAGAUGUUAGGUAAUAGGUUUUGUAAACUAUGGCAAAUAAUGUUCGUCUAUUUAUAACAGAUAUAUAUUUGUAUAUAUUGGAAAAUUAUAAGUGGAAUUGCAAGUAAAAUUAAAUUUUGCAAUAUACGUCCAUGUAGUUGUAGGUAUUUUUUUAAGUAAAUACACCUUGGUUUCACCUCAAUUAUUUAUUUAGUGUAUUUAAAUUUGCUUCAUAUAUUUAUAAAUUAUUUAGUAAUUUUAAGUAUACUUAAUAUUUUUGUCUAUUUACAACUAGA